Messenger RNA from Plodia interpunctella (Indianmeal moth), 1766 nucleotides. RefSeq names its product neurogenic locus notch homolog protein 1-like (gene aspr). The transcript has 11 exons. The coding region runs from base 143 to 1570 and encodes 475 amino acids. NCBI's taxonomy places the organism in Eukaryota, Metazoa, Arthropoda, Insecta, Lepidoptera, Pyralidae. The record is from RefSeq and is a predicted model, not a curated record.
ACCUUGUAAUAAUGAAUCAUUCACUCGACUGACCAAGUUACUAUGCUGACGCACUACUAUUGAUUAUUUGUAUUCAUUCAACAAAAUGUAUCGUGUAUAAAUUCACAGUUGCGAAAAGUAUUAAUACACAUCUCUGAUAAAGAUGGGCGAGAAACUAUUACUUCUGGCACCUUUGGUGCUCCUCGCCUGCGUGCAGCUGGGUAGUGCCCAACGCUACUACAAGUACUACCCACGAAGCUACUAUGGCAAGAACCUCUACGAGCACGGGCAGUCGAUCUCCGACACCUUGGUGCAGUGUGGACCCCACACGUGUGGAGUGGGAGCCCACUGUAUCCACGGCAUUGUCAGACCAGUCUGCGCUUGUCUCGCGGGGUACUCUGGUGACCCCCUAUCGCAGUGCGUAAAGAUUGAAUGCCUUGAAAACAGCGAGUGCCGCAGUCACCAAGUGUGCGUCAACCAACACUGUGUCAACCCUUGCGAAGGAACCUGUGGAAUCAACGCUAAUUGUGACGUCCGUAACCACAUCCCAGUAUGUUCUUGCCCAGCUGGCUACACCGGCAAUCCUUUCUCGUCGUGCAGAGUUGCUGAUCCUGAGGAGGCCUGCCACCCGUCUCCUUGCGGCUCCAACACCAAGUGCCACGUUGCCAAUAACCAAGCUAUCUGCACGUGCCUUCCUGGAUACAGAGGAAGUCCUUUAACCGGAUGUCAUCACGAAUGUGAGUCGGACGGCGAAUGCAGCGCGUCGCAAUCGUGUCGCGACUUCAGAUGCACCAGCCCUUGCAGCGACUGCGGCGUCAACGCCGACUGCGAGACUGUGGCCGCGCACCGUGCUGUGUGCAAGUGUCCUAGGGGUUAUUUCGGCGACCCCUACCGCAUCUGCACCCCCGAAUGUUCCUCCGACGGGGAAUGCCCCAGCUACAAGCCAGCUUGCGUGUACAACGCUUGCGUAGACCCUUGUAUUAACGCUUGCGGCGUCAACGCUGACUGCAACCUCCGCGGCCUGACCCCAGUCUGCUCUUGUCCCAGAAACAUGACCGGGGACCCGUUCACUUACUGCAGACCUUUCGAAGCUCGUGACUUGUGCGAACCGAACCCGUGCGGCGCCAACGCCAAGUGUACGCCGGGCCACGACCGCACCGGCGCCGAGAGACCCGUCUGUACUUGUCCCAGCGGAUACAUCGGCAACGCUCUCGUCGCUUGUGAUAAGGGAGAAUGUGAGCUAGAUUCUCAAUGUGCCGACCACCUGGCGUGCGUGGGGUACCAGUGCGUGGACCCGUGCCUGGGCAACACGCAGUGCGGCUCCGGGGCCGUGUGCAUGGCCCGGAGGCAUCUCGCCGUCUGCACCUGCCCUUCAGGCCACAACGGCGAUGCUCUGGUGAACUGCUACGAGUCACGAUCGGUGGCCGCGUCCGGCCAGUCCUACUACCGUUACAAGAGAAACGGUGAUUAUGACAAAACCGAAAGUCCCGCCGCAGAUUCCGAAUCGGAAAAAACUAGUGAAGCAAAGGAAGAUUCCAAGUCUCAGCCAGAAGUACCAGCUGUCACUGCCGACGAGACCAAGAAAGAAUAAACGAAAUACGAAAUUAUCAUAAUAAUAUUAUUUUGAUACGAUGAUAAGUAGUCACCGCAGCCCAUAGACUUCUGAUUUCAAAAAUUUCAAAAGAAAAAAAUUCAAAAAUGCGCUGCGGUGAUCACUUAUCAUCAGGGGGGCCGCAUGCCUGCUUACCUGCUUGGUAAAAUUAAAAAAAAAACAUGAGGACAUCUAA